Messenger RNA from Adineta steineri, 4179 nucleotides. NCBI's taxonomy places the organism in Eukaryota, Metazoa, Rotifera, Eurotatoria, Adinetida, Adinetidae. The record is from the annotation of a GenBank genome assembly.
AUGCUGCAUGAUUCCUCAGAAGAUGAUGGCGACGGCCCCGAUACUGAAAAAGACCCAAUUGUUCAACAACAGGUGUCUAUAACUCGUCCAUUACCUCUAUCGAUUCGAUCAAUAACACCAAAUCCAACUUGUCCGAAUUCUACUGUUAGUUCACCAGCAUUACAUACAAAAUCACAUCAUGGCGAUCAUAUACCAUCAUCAUCUAAAACUUCACCAAUGCCAUCACAUCGAAUAUUUCAAACGAUGCCAACGACUUCAACAACUGAUUCACCAACUAUAUCCGUACAUCCAUCAACUACUACAACUUUUUUUCAAGAUACUAGUCAAUCAAUAGUACCUAUUAAAACCGAUACAAAUAGUUUAAGAAGUGCAGAUUCAACAACAUCUUCAGAAGAACCUCUACAUCCAUCAUACUUAACACAACAUCAACCAAAUGCAAUACGUCAUCAAGAGUUAUCAUCACCAAAUACAAGAUUUCGUUCACCGCAUGGACAUCCAUCAGUAUCAAGUAUUGGUACAACAAUAUCAAGUACUACUGGUCUACCAAUUGAUCGUAUGCCAUCACCCUCACCAUCCGUACUUAGUGAACGUGAACGUGAAGAAAAUGAACGUGUUGAACGUGAAUUAGAAUUGAAACGUAAACGUCUUCAAGUCUAUGUAUUCGUUUGUCGUUGUGUUGCAUGUCCAUUUAAUUCAAAACAAUCGUCAGAUAUGGCAAGAAAACAUUUAAAAGUAACUCUUGUUCAAUAUGGUGUUAUCAAAGAAAGAUUUUUAGCAUUUCUCAAUGGUAAAACUCAUAUUGAAGCAGACGAAGCUUUUAUAAAUGCUGUUCGUUCAUAUUAUGAAGUAUUUCUUAAAAGUGAACGUAUUGGUAAAAUGGUCCAAUCCGGUGGUUGUUGUUCGGAUGAUUUUCGUGAUGUAUUUCGUAUAAAUAUUGAAAAACGUGUACGAAGUUUACCUGAUAUUGAUUCACUCAAAAUAAGCAAAGAUACGGUGCUCACUUUAUGGAUGUCUAAAUAUGAUGCUAUUUAUCGUGGUCAAGAUCAAGAUCAAGAGAAUCCUAAUCGUCGUUUAUCAAAAUCAAAUUAUAUGUCAACAUCAGCUGAAUUAAUUAUGAGUAAAGAACAAUUAUAUGAUAUGUUUCAAAAUGUAUUAAGUAUAAAAAAAUUUGAACAUCAGAUGAUUUUCAAUAGUGCUCAACUUGAUAAUAAUGAUGAACAAGCUGCUACUAUUCGUCGUGAACUUGAUGGUCGAAUGAAACAAGCUGAAUCAUUACAAAGACAACGGGGUUUAAUGCCAAAAUUUGUACAUAAAGAAAUGGAUACAUUAUAUGUUGAUGAAUUAAAAAAGCUUAUAAAUGAUUUAAUGAGUAAUCUUGAAAGUUUACCAGUACGUGGUGGUUCAGAACAAAAACUCUUAAGUAGAAAACGUGGGCCAGCACAUGGACGUCUUGCAAAUACUGGUAGUAAUUCAUCAUCUGGUUUGAAUUCAUCAAAUAAAUCUACUCAUAAUGAUGGUAAUAAUCAUGCUGACGAUAAUGAACCAGGUCUAUCUAAAUUAGCAUUUGUAUUAAAUUUUAAUGUGAAUAUAACUGUAAAAGAAGUACGUGGAUUAAAAUCAGUUCCAACAAAUCGUAUUGUUUAUUGUACGAUGGAAGUUGAUGGCGGUGAAAAAUAUCGUACUGAACAUGCAGAAGCUGGAAAACCUAUUUGGGAAUCUCUUGCAGAAUUUCCAACGAAUCAAAUUUUACCAAUUGUUAAAGUAAAACUUUAUAUGGAAAAACCUGGUAUACUUAGUUUAGAUGAUAAUAAACUUGGAAAAGUAACAUUACAAAUUGAUCCAACAUUUAAUAAAACAAAUUGGUGGACAGAUAUGAUUAAAGAUAAAAGUGCAUCUACUGAUGAAUUAAAAGUGAAAUUAGAUGUACGAAUGGAAAAACCACAAAAUCUUAAAAUGUGUGGUUGGUGCUAUGCUCGUGGUAAAAAUGUUUGGGAAAAAUGGAAACGUCGAUACUAUGCAUUGGUUCAGGUUUCUCAAUAUUGGUUUGCUAUAUGUAGCUAUCGUGAAAAAAAAUCUGAACCUACUGACACCAUGCCACUUGAAGGUUAUACCGUUGAUUAUGCUGAACCAGAUAAUGGUUUAGUUAUGAAUGAUGCAAAAUAUUUUUUUAAAGCUGUACGUGAAGGUGAUGUUGUUACAUUUGCAACAAAUGAAGAAAAUGAAAGACAUAGUUGGGUACAAGCAUUAUAUCGUGCUACUGGUCAAUCACAUAAACCAACACCGCCAGUAACAAUAACUAAUAAAUCAUCACAAGGUGCUUCUGGAUCAGGCCAAAGAGAUCCAGCUGAUUCGGAUCGAUCAAAAAAACUUGGUUUCGAUGAAUAUAUUCAAAGUGAUCCAUGUAAAUUUGAUCAUCAUGAUCUUUUUAGAACAUUACAAUCAGUAACACUUGAUUAUCGUUUACGAGAUCCAUAUUGUUCUUUGGGCUGGCUAAGUCCUGGACAAAGUUAUGUACUUGAAGAAUAUUGUUCUCGAUAUGGUGUUCGUGGUUGUGUCCGACAUUUAUAUUAUUUGAAUGAUUUACUUGACCGAGCUGAACAAGGAUUUAUGAUUGAUCCACAAUUAAUUCAUUAUAGUUAUGUAUUUUGUAAUUCACAUGUCUCAGGAAAUCGACCUGAUAAUAAUGUAUCGACAAUAACUAUGGAAGAAAAAGAUCGUUUUAAUGAAAUAAAAGAACGAUUAAAAUUAUUUCUUGAACAUCAAGUAACCAAUUUUAGAUAUGCAUUUCCAUUUGGUCGACCCGAAGGUGCAUUAAAAGCAACAUUAAGUUUAUUAGAACGUGUUUCAUGUAAAGAUAUGGCUACACCAAUAUCUCGUGAUGAUAUACGAAAUUUUAUUGGUAAAUGCCUUGAAAAUGCUGCAUAUAUUAAUUAUACACGUGUAUCUGAUCAAGCUAAAAUUGAAGAAACAGUUUAUAACAGUGAUGAUUCACCAAGAAAAAAAAUCGAUGAUUUAAUACAUUUAGCAGAAUUAUGUAUUGAAUUAUUACAACAAGAUGCUGAACAUUAUCAAGAAGCUUUUCAACAAUAUAAUGAUUUAUUAAUUGAACAUGAAGAAAUUUUUUGGUCUUUAUUUGUUGUUGAUAUGGAACAUGUUAUUGAUCAACAACCAAUUGAAAGUUGGGAUUCAUUUCCGUUAUUUCAAUUAUUAAAUGAUUAUCUUCGUGUACAUGAAUCAUUAUCACAAGGUCGAUUUCAUCAACAAUUACGUGAUACAUUUGCUCCAUUAGUUGUUCGUUAUGUAGAUUUAAUGGAAUCAUGUAUAGCACAAUCCAUACAUAAAGGUUUUGAGAAAGAAAAUUGGAAAUUAAAAACUCGUGGAUGUGCAACAAGUGAAGAUAUUCUAUGGAAACUUGAUGCUUUACAAAAUUUUAUUCGUGAUUUACAUUGGCCGGAUGAAAUAUUUGGUGAACAUUUAGAAAAACGACUUAAACAAAUGGCGUCAGAUAUGAUAGAAGCAUGUGGAAAAAGAGUAUGGCGUCAUUUUGAAGCAUGGAUGAAAAAAGGUGGAUUAAUUGGUGGUACUAGUUGUGAUUAUCUUCUCCCAUCUGAAUGUUGUGUUAUGGUUAAUGUUAUACUUGAUUGUAAAGUUCAAGCUUUAAAAUUAUGUGCAUUAAAUAGUGGUGAUCUUCAUCAAUAUCAUACACGUAUUGAUGAAUAUUUAGAAAAAAUUUUAAAAGAUAUGUCAAAAGUAUUAAUACAAAAAUUAGUUAGUGUACUUGAUUCAGUAUUAAAAAAAUUAUCACGUUAUGAUGAAGGAUCAUUUUUUGCUCAAAUUCUUUCAUUAGCAAAACCAAUUAAUGAAGAUGGUCAAGCAUAUGUAUCAUGUGUAAAUACAAAUUUAGAACAAUUACGACAAAAAAUCAGUGAUGAAAUAUUUACAUUGAAUAUAUUUGAGGAAUGGUAUAGACAACAAACACAAUAUAUUUUUAUGUGGCUAGGAGAAAGAACAGAAAUUAGUCUUCAUCCAUAUCAAUUAGCUUGUUUAAUGCUGAUAGUUAAAAAAACUCGUGGAAGUUUUGAAUUACAAGGUGUACAAGAAAAAGAUCUUAAUUCACAAUUAUAUAGUAGUAUCAUGCAAAGAUUACACUUUGAAGAAACAGCCAAUGCUGUGAAAUAA